This is a messenger RNA of Linum trigynum, 777 nucleotides long. Lineage: Eukaryota; Viridiplantae; Streptophyta; Magnoliopsida; Malpighiales; Linaceae. The record is from the annotation of a GenBank genome assembly.
AUGCCGACGACUGAAUUGGCGAAUGCUCUUCUCAAGGUUCCCUUGGUGGCACAAUUCUUGGGGGUCCCAUUUUACUGCUGUACUGAGAAGCUCGGGUCUCUCCUGGGAACUGCCUUAGGACCGGCGGAGGAAGCAACGAUCCACCGGUCGGUGUCUUCUGGCGGGCUCUUCAUCAGAUGCAAGGUCUCCCUGGAUGUGAACCCGCCUCUCCCUGAUGAAGUUUCUACUUUCCACGAAGAUCCUUCCAAAGGAUGCUUCAAGGUCAAAGUGAAAUUUGAGUCCCUCCCCCAGUUCUGCUUCUUGUGUGGGGUGAUUGGACAUAUGAACAGAUUCUGCCCCAAAAAGGAUGAACUUGCUGUGCAGCCCCCAAGAUAUGGGAAACACCUGGUGGCGAGCGAAUUUGGGCCUCGGGUGCGCGAAGACACGUUGGCGCGCCGACGCAAGCGCUUUGUCUGGACUUUGGCUGGGAAUAGUGCUGGCGCACGAUUGGCGCGGAAUGCUCGCAACAUCAGUUCAGUUCCAGGGCGCGCUACUGCGAUUGCUCGACAGGAAAUCUCUCCUCAGCAGGGGGUGGCUACUCAUCUCCGGCAGCUAUACAAAUCAUCGAUUGCGGGCUCUCCUACUGAGACCCCACAGCAGGCUGGCGACAAGAUGCUCGAACAUGGAGAACCAAAGGCCAUAAGGGUACGACUUGGACCCCAGGAGCAGGUGGUGGUUGCAGAUCAGGACAACAGGGUGGAGGCAGCCGGCCCUAAUCGGCCCCAGGCCGAUCCAUGA